GUUUACUGGGAUGAAUUUGCCUGCCCCAGUUAUCAGCAGUAAAAACUGGCUGCGGCUGCACUUCACGUCGGAUGGCAACCACAGGCAGAAGGGGUUCAGUGCCCAGUAUCAAGUCAAAAAGCAAAUUGAACUGAAGUCCAGAGGGGUGAAGCUAAUGCCCAGCAAGGACAAUAACCAGAAGACAUCAGUGUUAACUCAGGUUGGUGUGUCCCAGGGACAUAAUAUGUGUCCAGACCCUGGGAUUCCCGAGAGAGGCAAAAGAAUAGGCAACGACUUUAGGUUAGGCUCCAGCAUCCAGUUCACCUGUAACGAGGGCUAUGAUCUACAGGGGUCCAAAAGCAUCACCUGCAAGAGAGUGAGCGACAUAAUUGUUGCAUGGAGUGACCACAGGCCGGUGUGCAGAGCCAGGAUGUGUGAUAUGUACCUUCGUGGUCCCAGUGGUGUGAUAACUUCUCCCAACUACCCCGUACAAUACGAUAACAACGCCUACUGCGUGUGGGUCAUCACUGCGCUCAAUCCGGCCAAGGUUAUCAAACUCACCUUUGAAGAAUUUGAACUAGAAAGAGGAUAUGACACUCUGACAGUGGGUGAUGGAGGACAAGUCGGAGACCAGAAAACUGUGCUUUACGUCUUGACAGGCACCACAGUCCCUGAUCUCAUCGUUAGCACACACCACCAGAUGUGGCUCCUCUUCCAGACAGACAGUGUCAGAAACUUGCUGGGAUUCAAAGCAACAUAUGAAGAGAUUGACCAAGGGAGCUGCGGCGAUCCCGGGAUCCCAGCCUACGGCAGGAGGGAAGGAUCCACGUUCCGUCACGGGGACAGUUUGAAGUUCGAGUGCCAGCCUGCCUUUGAGUUGAAGGGACAGAAAACAAUUACCUGCCAAAAGAGUAGCCAGUGGUCUGCUCAGAAACCAGUUUGUGUUUUUUCCUGCUUUUUCAACUUCACCACCCCAUCUGGGAUUGUGCUGUCACCAAAUUACCCUGAAGAAUACGGAAGCAGCUUGCACUGUGUUUGGUUAAUCAUAGCUAAACCUGAGAGCCGAAUUCACUUGGCUUUCAAUGAUUUUGAUGUGGAGCCUCAGUUUGAUUUCCUAGCCGUGAAGGAUGGUGGGACUGCCGAGUCUCCGGUGCUGGGGACCUUCUCAGGAAACCAGAUCCCCUCCUCUCUGACCAGCAGCGGUCACGUAGCCAGGCUGGAGUUCCAGACCGACCACUCCAUGGAGAAGAGAGGCUUCAACAUAACCUUCACCACGUUCAGGCAUAACGAGUGCCCUGACCCUGGCGUGCCUGUCAAUGGAAAGCGGUUUGGCGACAGCCUCCAGCUCGGCAGCUCGGUGUCCUUCCUGUGCGACGAGGGCUUCAUUAGGACCCACGGCUCGGAAACCAUCACCUGCAUCUUGAAGGAAGGAAACGUGGUCUGGAACAACGCCGUGCUCAGAUGUGAAGCGCCGUGCGGGGGGCACCUGACGUCACCCAGCGGAACCAUCCUGUCCCCGGGCUGGCCCGGCUUCUACAAGGACUCCCUGAGCUGCGCGUGGGUCAUCGAGGCGCAGCCGGGCUACCCCAUCAAGAUCACCUUUGACAGAUUUAAGACCGAGGUGAAUUAUGACACCCUGGAAGUGCGAGAUGGCCGGUCCUAUUCUUCCCCGUUGAUAGGUGUCUAUGAUGGGACUCAGGUGCCCCAGUUCCUCAUCAGCACCAGCAACUACCUCUACCUCCUCUUCACCACUGACAAAAGCCACUCUGACAUAGGCUUUCAGAUCCGAUACGAGACUGUGAAGCUCCAGUCAGACCACUGCUUGGAUCCGGGCAUCCCCGUGAACGGCCAGCGCCACGGGAACGACUUCUACGUGGGAGCUCUGGUGACGUUCAGCUGCGAUUCGGGCUACACCCUGAGUGACAGCGAAGCCCUGGAGUGCGAGCCCAACUUCCAGUGGAGCCGGCCGCUGCCCAGCUGUGAGGCUCUGUGUGGAGGUUACAUUCGUGGUUCCAGUGGUACCAUCUUAUCCCCAGGCUUCCCUGACUUUUAUCCAAAUAACUUGAACUGCACAUGGACAAUAGAAACAUCACACGGAAAAGGUGUGUUCUUCACCUUCCAUACCUUUCACCUGGAGAAUGGCCAUGACUACCUCCUCAUCACCGAAAACACCAGCUUUGCUCAGCCCCUGAAGCAGCUGACGGGCUCUCGGCUCCCGGCCCCGCUCAGCGCAGGGCUCUUCGGAAACUUCUCGGCUCAAAUUCGCUUCAUCUCGGACUUCUCCAUGUCCUAUGAGGGUUUCAACAUCACCUUCUCAGAAUAUGAUCUGGAGCCCUGCGACGAGCCAGAGGUGCCAGCCUACAGCAUCAGAAAGGGGCUGCAGUUCGGAGUGGGGGAUGUCCUCACCUUUUCCUGCUUCCCCGGCUACCGGCUGGAGGGUGCAUCCCGCAUCACCUGCCUCGGGGGGAGACGGCGUGUGUGGAGUUCGCCUCUGCCAAGGUGUGUUGCUGAAUGUGGUUCAUCUGUAACUGGAACCCAAGGUGUCCUGCUGUCCCCCAACUAUCCGUUAAACUAUAACAACAACCACGAGUGCAUCUACUCCAUCCAGACCCAGCCAGGAAAGGGGAUCCAGCUGAAAGCCAGGACUUUUGAACUGGAGGCAGGAGAUGUCCUCAAGAUCUAUGAUGGCAGCAACAGCUCUGCUCGUCUGCUGGGCUCCUUCAGCCGCUCCGAGAUGCUGGGCACCAGCAUCAACAGCACUUCCAGCAGCAUGUGGCUUGAGUUCAUCACCAACAGCGAGAACACGAGUAAAGGCUUUGAGCUGCAGUUUUCCAGUUUUGAACUCAUUAAAUGCGAGGACCCCGGCAUCCCCCAGUUUGGCUACAAGGUCCAUGAUGAGGGCCACUUCGCUGGCAGCUCCGUGUCCUUCAGCUGCGACCCCGGCUACACCCUGCGAGGCAGCAGGGUGCUGGUCUGCCUGACCGGGGAGCGGAGAGCGUGGGAUCAGCCCCUGCCCACCUGCGUGGCUGAGUGUGGGGGUACCAUCAGAGGAGAGUCGUCGGGACGGAUCCUGUCUCCCGGCUACCCGACACCCUACGAUCACAAUCUGAAUUGCAUCUGGACAAUAGAGGCAGAAGCUGGUUGCACGAUAGGGCUCCAUUUCAUGGUUUUCCACACCGAGGAGUUCCACGAUGUGCUGAGGAUCUGGGAUGGUCCGGUGGAGAACGGCAUCCUGCUAAAGGAGAUGAGCGGGUCCGGCUUACCCAGCGAUGUCCACAGUACUUUCAACUCCGUCAUCCUUCAGUUCAACACUGACUUCUUCACCAGCAAGCAGGGCUUUGCUGUUCAGUUUUCAGUUUCCACUGCCACUUCCUGCAACGACCCAGGGAUUCCCCAGAACGGGAGCCGGAGUGGUGACAGCAAAGAGGCAGGUGACUCCAUCAUCUUCCAGUGUAAUCCAGGAUACGCUCUGCAAGGGGAGGCCAAAAUCACUUGUGUGCAGAUCGAGAACAGGUUUUUCUGGCAACCAGACCCUCCCUCCUGCACAGCUCCCUGCGGAGGUAUCUUGACGGGACCGGCUGGGGGGGUCCUGCAAGCUCCUGGGAUACAGGGGUCCUGGAAGCUGACUGUCUCUCCUGAUUAUGUCAUCGCUCUGGUCUUCAAUACCUUCAGCUUGGAGCCUGGCUAUGAUUUCCUUCAUAUCUACGAUGGACCCGAUUCCCUCAGCCCCCUGAUCGGAAGCUUUUAUGGCUCCCAGCUGCCCGAGAGGAUAGAGAGCAGCAGUAACAGCCUCUUCCUCGCUUUCCGAAGCGAUGCAUCAGUCAGCAACGCCGGAUUUGUCAUUGACUACACAGAAAACCCCCGGGAGUCGUGCUUCGAUCCGGGCUCCGUUAAGAAUGGCACACGAGUGGGCACAGACCUGAAGCUGGGGUCGACGAUUACCUACUACUGCGACGGAGGGUAUGACAUCGAAGGGGUCUCCACGCUGACGUGUGUGAUGGGGGCGGAUGGAAAACCCACGUGGAACAAACCCCGACCGACCUGUACAGCACCCUGCGGCGGUCAGUACACGGGCUCCGACGGCGUAGUCCUCUCUCCCAGUUAUCCCCAGAACUACACCAGCGGGCAGGUCUGCCUGUACUUCAUCGUCGUGCCGAAGGACUACGUGGUCUUCGGGCAGUUCGCCUUCUUCCAGACCGCGCUCAACGACGUUGUCGAAGUCCACGAUGGUCCCAACCAGCACUCGCGGCUCCUCAGCUCCCUCUCAGGCUCUCAUACAGGUGAAUCGUUACCAUUGGCUACCACCAACCAGGUUCUCAUCAAAUUUAGUUCCAAGGGUCAGUCUACAGCCAAAGGUUUUCAUUUUGUCUACCAAGCGGUUCCUCGGACCAGCGCCACGCAGUGCAGCUCGGUGCCGGAGCCGCGCCACGGCCGGCGGCUGGGCCGCGGCCUCCCGGGGGGGGGGGUCUUCUUUUUUUUUUUGUCCAUAGGCAGGUGUUUUAAAGAGAAUGUUUUAGUAUAAUGCCAUGGCCUUCCGUGCUCAAGCAUUACUUUGCUUAUUGCAGUGCCGUGUGGUGGCAAUUUGACGGAACGCAAAGGUACCAUCCUGUCCCCUGGCUUCCCUGAGCCCUACCUGAACAGCCUCAACUGCGUCUGGAAGAUAACGGUCCCCGAAGGAGCAGGGAUACAGAUCCAGGUGAUCAGUUUUGUUACUGAGCAGAACUGGGAUUCCCUGGAAGUGUUUGAUGGAGGAGAUAACACAGCCACCAUGCUGGGAAGUUUCUCUGGAACUACAGUGCCUGCGUUGCUGAACAGCACUUCAAACCAGCUCUAUCUGCAUUUCUAUUCGGAUAUCAGCGUCUCUGCUGCUGGCUUUCACCUGGAAUACAAAACCGUCGGUCUGUCCAGCUGCCCGGAGCCCCCCAUCCCCGGGAAUGGCCUGAAGAUCGGCGAGCGCUACUUGGUGAACGAUGUCGUCUCCUUCCAGUGUGAACCGGGCUACGCGCUUCAGGGCCACUCUCACAUUUCCUGCAUGCCAGGCACUGUCCGCCGCUGGAAUUACCCACCUCCACUUUGCAUCGCCCAGUGUGGAGGAACAGCAGAAGAGAUGGAAGGAGUGCUCCUGAGCCCAGGGUUCCCGGGAAAUUAUCCAAGCAACCUGGACUGCACGUGGAAGAUAUUGCUGCCAGUGGGGUUUGGGGCCCACGUCCAGUUCCUGAACUUCUCCACUGAGCCAAACCAUGACUUUGUCGAAAUCCGCAACGGGCCGUACGACACCAGUAACGUCAUCGGGCGGUAACCGGGCUCCCUCCUGUCCACCUCUCACGAAACCACCGUGUACUUCCACAGCGACCACUCGCAGAACAAGCCAGGCUUCAAGUUGGAAUACCAAGCCUACGAGCUGCAGGAGUGCCCUGACCCCGAGCCUUUUGCAAAUGGUGUUGUGAGAGGAGCCGGUUACAACGUUGGCCAGUCCAUCUCUUUCGAGUGCCUGCCUGAGCUGAUCGGCCACCCCGUCCUCACCUGCCAGCAUGGCACCAACAGGAACUGGGACCACCCGCUGCCCAGGUGUGAAGUGCCUUGUGGGGGGAACAUCACCACCCAAAAUGGUACAGUGUACUCUCCUGGCUUCCCCAACCAGUACCCCAAUUCCCAGGACUGCACUUGGCUUCUGACGGUGCCGGUGGGCUAUGGAAUCCAUCUCAACUUCACUCUGCUGCAAACAGAGCCCUACAACGAUUUCAUCACUGUUUGGGAUGGUCCUCAGCAAACAGCCCCGCAGCUUGGUGUGUUCACUGGCAACUCUGCUAAGAAAUCAGCCCAAAGCUCUUCCAAUCAGGUCCUGAUGAAAUUCCACAGCGAUGCAGCCAACGGAGGGAUUUUUGCCAUUUAUUUCUACGCCUACCAGCUCUUCAGAUGUCAGCCUCCGACCAUCGUUCCCAACGCAGAAAUCAUCGCUGAGAACGAGGAAUUUAACAUAGGUGACGUAGUGAGGUACAGGUGCCUUCCUGGCUUUACCCUGAUUGGAAAUGAAAUCCUGACCUGCAAACUAGGCACUCAUCUGCAGUUUGAAGGACCUCCACCCACGUGUGAAGUGCACUGCCCGAUGAACGGGGUCAUGACGGACUCCACCGGGGUGAUCCUCAGCCAGAGCUUCCUGGGAAGUUACCCUCACUUUCAGACCUGUUCUUGGGUGGUGAAGGUAGAGCCGGGCUAUAACAUCUCCCUCACCAUCGAGUACUUCCUGAGCGAGAAGCAGUACGAUGAGUUUGAAAUCUUUGAUGGUCCCUCCGGCCAGAGCCCGCUGCUCCUCUCGCUGAGCGGCAACUACUCUGCCCCUCUGACCGUCACCAGCAGCGGGAACAAAGUCUACCUCCGUUGGUCCUCUGAUCAUGCCUACAACAGAAAAGGCUUCAAGAUCCGCUAUUCUGCUCCGUACUGCAGCCUCCCGCAGCCGCCGGCCCACGGGCUGAUUCUCAGCCAGACGGGGCUGCAGCCCGGCAGCCCGCUGCCUCGCCUCGUCGGCCACAGCACCACCACCUGCUCCCAGCACCCGCAGGGCUACUUCCACUGGGACGAAGCGAUCCCGCUGUGCCAAGCUCUCUCCUGUGGAGUUCCCAGAGCCCCAAAGAACGGCGUCGUCUUUGGCAAGGAGUACACGGUGGGUACGAAGGCUGUGUACCACUGCAACCAGGGCUUCCAGCUGCCGCCCGGCGAGGAGCCCAGUACAGAGUGCCUGCAGGCCGGGCAGUGGAGCAACGGCAACCAGCCCCCGCAGUGCGCCGCUGUCACCUGUCCCGAUAUCAACAGCAUCGCGGUUGAGCACGGUCGGUGGCGGCUCACCUACGAGAUCCAGUACCACUACAACGCCCAGCUGAUGCUCAUCUGUGACCCUGGCUACUACUACACGGGCCAGCGGGUCAUCAGGUGCCAAGCCAACGGCAAGUGGAGCAUAGGCGAACCGAUGCCGACCUGCAAAAUUAUCUCCUGCGGAGACCUGCCGACCCCCCCCAACGGGAACAAGAUCGGCACGCUGACCAGCUACGGGGCCACGGCCAUCUUCUCCUGCAACACCGGCUACACCCUGGUGGGGUCCCGCGUGCGGGAGUGCAUGGCCAACGGACUCUGGAGCGGAGCGGAAGUGAGAUGUCUGGCGGGACACUGCGGUGUCCCCAGCCCCAUCGUCAACGGGCAGAUCAACGGGGAGAACUACAACUACCGUGGCAGCGUGGUGUAUCAGUGCCACCCCGGCUUCCGCCUCAUCGGGAUGUCGGUGCGCAUCUGCCAGCAGGAUCACCGCUGGUCCGGGAAGACGCCUGUCUGUGUGCCUAUCACUUGCGGCCACCCCGGCAACCCUGCCAACGGCUUGACCCAGGGGAGUCAGUUCAAUCUGAACGACGUGGCCAAGUUUGUGUGCAGCACCGGGUACCGCCUGGAAGGAGCGUCGCAGUCGCAGUGCUUGGCCAACGGCCAGUGGAGCAGCACCCUGCCCGCCUGCCGCGUUGUAAACUGUACUGACCCCGGGCACCUGGAAAACAGCAUCCGUCAAGUGCAGCCGAGUGGUCCUCACAGAUUCAGCUUUGGAACAACUGUGUUGUAUCAGUGCAGCCAUGGAUAUUACUUAUUGGGUACACAUGUCCUUACCUGUCAGGGGGAUGGCACUUGGGACCGUGCCCUCCCACAGUGUCUUUUGGUGUCCUGCGGCCACCCCGGCUCCCCACCCCACGCCCAGAUCUCGGGCGACAAACACACCGUCGGCUCCGUGGUGCGGUACAGCUGCCUCGGGAAGCGGACCCUGGUCGGCAACUCCACUCGCAUGUGCCAGCUGGACGGGCGCUGGAGCGGCUCCCCGCCUGAGGGGGCUUUGGGCAGGAGGGUGUGGGGCAGCAGCCAGGGUGUCUGCGGUGACCCAGGGAUCCCCUCGCAUGGCAUCGGGCUGGGGGAUGACUUUGAUGUGGGCAGCGUGGUCCGGUUCAGCUGCGAGCCCGGUUACACGCUCCGGGGUUCGUCCGAGAGGACCUGCCAAGCCAACGGCUCCUGGAGCGGCACGCAGCCGGAAUGUGAAGUUAUAUCCUGUGGAAACCCAGGAACCCCCAGCAACGCGAGGGUUAUAUUUAACGACGGCUUGAUUUUCUCCAGUUCCAUUAUCUAUCAGUGCCGGGAAGGCUACUACUCCACGGGAGUGCUGAGCAGGCACUGCACGGUGAACGGGACGUGGACUGGGACCAGUCCGGAGUGUACAGUGAUCAACUGUGGUGACCCCGGCGUGCCGGCCAACGGCAUUAGGCUGGGCAGUGAUUUCACCUACAACAGAACGGUGGUGUUCCAGUGCACGCCGGGCUACAUGAUGGAGUCGGACAGGGCGUCUUCUCUAACCUGCACGAAAGACCGAACCUGGAAUGGCACCAAACCCGCCUGCAAGGCUAUCGUCUGUAAAUCCCCGCAAGCCAUUCCCAACGGGAAAGUCGUAGGCUCGGACUUCAGCUGGGGCUCCAGCGUGAGCUACGCCUGCCUGGAGGGGUACCAGCUGUCCCUGCCCGCCGUGCUGACCUGCGAGGGGAACGGCACGUGGAGCGGGGAGAUUCCCCAGUGCUUCCCUGUGUUCUGCGGAGAUCCCGGGAUACCCGCGCAAGGCAGGCGGGAGGACAGAGGCUUCACGUACCGCUCCUCCGUCUCCUUCUCCUGCUUAGCCCCGCUCGUGCUGGUGGGCUCAGCCCGGAGGUUCUGCCAGUCCGACGGGACGUGGAGCGGGACGCAGCCCAGCUGCAUAGACCCCAGCCUCACGACGUGCGCGGACCCCGGCGUGCCUCUCUUCGGGAUGCAGAACAACUCCCAGGGCUACCAGGUGGGAAGCAUCAUCUUUUUCAAGUGCCAGAAGGGGUACCUGCUGCAGGGCUCCACCACCAGGACCUGCCUCCCCAACCUGACGUGGAGCGGCGUGCAGCCAGACUGCGUCCCUCACCACUGUAAGCAGCCGGAGACCCCCUCUCACGCCAACGUUGGUGCUCUGGAUUUGCCAUCUCUGGGCUACACCCUGAUCUAUUCCUGCCAGAGUGGCUACUAUCUCACCGGAGGGUCUGAGCAUCGCACCUGCAAAGCAGAUGGCAGCUGGACAGGAAAACCACCCAUCUGCCUCGCUGACGUCCGUCCCAGCGGGAGGCCGGUCGGCACCGCGCGGGACCCGCCGCUCACCAAGGUGUCAGUGCCUGCUGAUGUGUUUGCAAGGAAUUCCCUUUGGAAAGGCUCCUAUGAAUACAUGGGGAAAAAGCAGCCUGCGAUGCUGUCUGUCACUAGCUUCGACCCUGCCACGGGUAAAGUCAAUGCCACUUUGAUAGACCACAGCGGCGUGGAGCUCCAGGUGUCUGGGAUUUACAAGAAAGAAGAUGUGCACCUGCUUCUCCAGGUUUACCAGAUAACAGGGCCAGUGGAGAUCUUUGUCAACAAGUUCAAAAACGAUAAAUGGGCUCUGGAUGGACAUGUCUCGUCGGAGUCGUCAAGCGGCACAUUUGUGUACCAGGGCUUCGUGCGUGGCAAAGGCUUCGGGCAGUUUGGCCUUCAGAGACUUGACAUCAGCAUGAUGGAAAAUGAUCCAGAAUCAAUAGGACACCAUUUUGCAUCAAACAGCAGUUCUGUGGCAGCUGCCAUUCUUGUGCCUUUCAUAGCCCUGAUUAUUGCAGGGUUUGUGCUUUAUCUCUACAAACACAGGAGAAGACCAAAAGUCCCAUUCAAUGGCUACGCGGGCCAUGAAAACACCAACGUCCGAGCAACGUUUGAGAACCCGAUGUACGACCGCAACCUGCAGCCCACGGACAUCAUGGCCAACGAGACGGAGUUCACGGUCAGCACAGUGUGCACGGCCGUAUAG
This is a messenger RNA of Tauraco erythrolophus (red-crested turaco), 9844 nucleotides long. NCBI's taxonomy places the organism in Eukaryota, Metazoa, Chordata, Aves, Musophagiformes, Musophagidae. The record is from RefSeq and is a predicted model, not a curated record.